AUGCAGUCCUACUCGCAUCUCUACGAGUCGAUGAACCAUUCAUCCGCAUCCAGCUCGCCUCAUCCUACGUCGCCCGGGGGCUUCAACAUCCCUUACACCGGUUCUCCAUCCGCUACCCAUCUCGGUCCCGGUACUCCAGGUUCGAGCAACAUUACCCAAAACCCCUUGUCGUCCUUUGGUGCUUUCUACAUCCAGCAUCCCACCUCGUCGCAUUCUACUCACGCUCCGUCAGCGAGCCAUCAUCAGCACCACCAUCUCGACUCAUAUGCUAGUUCGGCAAACACGCCCCACCAGCAUCUCUCGCCCGGUGCCGAUCAUCAUUCCUCCUCGAGCGCUUCCGUUGCCGCCCUGUCCAACAGUGGCCGCUUGAGCUGGGCCAACUCCCCGGCUGACUCAUACCAUGGCGUGACUUCCAACGCCACUACCCACAGCAGUGGUGCUGAUAGCCACUCUAGCUUCGCUAAUCACAAGUAUCCCUGGGAUAUCAACCCAGCCACCAUGCGUCCCGAUGGUGGUCACAUUGGCUCGCCUUACUCUGCCUCCGAUUUGCUCCAUCCUGCCACUGCCAGCGCCUUGGGCUUCGAUGACGAUUCAGGUUCUGGCGGUAAUGUGCGUCCUCGUGCUCGCAAACGCACUCGAGCUGAGGACGAGCCACGAUCGCGUCUCUCGUCCUCCAGCCGAAGUCGCACCCGUCCUCGCAUCCCCAGUGCGCUCUCCAAUGCUAACAGUCCAGCAAGCGACUUCCAUCACAGCAUCUCUUCCUAUCACGCUGAUCCAGAAGAUACCGACAUCACCGCUUGGAUCAACGCCGGCGAUGCGGAAGACUUUUCCGCCUCGCACGUUUCGGGCGCGGAUCACUCUCGCCUCUGGUCCUCCUUUGGCCCUGGCAUUCCAACCGACGCUAGUCAUGCCGCCAGCCCUUACCACGGCUCUGCCACUGCUUCAGCCCUGCCUGCCUCUCUUUCAAACUCUCGCGCUCAGUCCAUAGUCGAUUCCGACGACUUUGGAUACCACGCCUCUUCCGCUCUCCACGCUGGUCCCUCUAACCUUGGCCUCAGCGUCUCGAUGCACGACCAGGAUGCGCUUGAUAUCAAAUCCGAAAUUGCACAGCCUGUCCAGGAUGAUCCCGCUCCAGCUGAAGACGAACCGCUUUACGUCAAUGCUAAGCAGUACCAGCGAAUUCUCAAGAGGAGAGCGACCCGAGCUAGAAUCGAAGAGCAGAGGAAGAAGGAUUUCCUCGCCUACAUGCACACCCGCGACCAGGCUCGCAAGCACGGCGACGGUCUCGAUGAAGAGGGCAAGAAGCCUUACCUCCACGAGAGUCGUCACAGACAUGCCGUUAGGAGACCAAGAGGCCCUGGUGGAAGGUUCCUGACCAAAGCCGAAAUGUCGCAAGCCGCUGCUACUGCUUCUUAG
Molecule: messenger RNA, 1416 nt
Organism: Sporisorium graminicola
Lineage: Eukaryota; Fungi; Basidiomycota; Ustilaginomycetes; Ustilaginales; Ustilaginaceae
Exons: 1
Coding region: 1-1416 (471 amino acids)
Biological process (GO): regulation of transcription by RNA polymerase II
Cellular component (GO): CCAAT-binding factor complex
Molecular function (GO): DNA-binding transcription factor activity, RNA polymerase II-specific; RNA polymerase II cis-regulatory region sequence-specific DNA binding
Source: RefSeq, a predicted model, not a curated record